Molecule: messenger RNA, 1368 nt
Organism: Verticillium dahliae VdLs.17
Lineage: Eukaryota; Fungi; Ascomycota; Sordariomycetes; Glomerellales; Plectosphaerellaceae
Product: non-specific lipid-transfer protein
Exons: 1
Coding region: 1-1368 (455 amino acids)
Molecular function (GO): acyltransferase activity, transferring groups other than amino-acyl groups
Source: RefSeq, a predicted model, not a curated record
AUGGCGCCCAAGCCCAAAGCUCCCAGCUACGUCCUCGGCGUUGGCAUGACCAAGUUCAUCAAGCCCCGUGGCAAGGUCGACUACACCGAACUUGGUUUUGAGGCUGGCGUCAAGGCCAUGCUCGAUGCCCAGAUCAACUAUGAUGAUGUCGAGCAGGGCGUGGCCUGCUACUGCUACGGCGACUCGACGUGCGGCCAGCGUGUUUUCUACCAGUUUGGCAUGACCCAGAUUCCCAUCUACAAUGUCAACAACAACUGCUCCACAGGCUCGACCGGCCUCGCCAUGGCCCGCCAGUUUGUGAGCUCGGGCGCUGCCGACUGCGUCCUCGUCGUCGGCUUUGAGAAGAUGAUGCCCGGCAGCCUGCAGAGCUUCUUCAACGAUCGCGAGAACCCCACCGGCACGACCGUCAAGAUGAUGGCCGAGACGCGCGGCAUUACCAAGGCCCCUGGCGCCGCGCAAAUGUUCGGCAACGCCGGCCGCGAGUACAUGGAGAAGCACGGCGCCGAGGCCCGCGACUUUGCCGAGAUUGCCCGCGUCAACCACGAGCACUCGACCCGCAACCCGUACUCGCAGUUCCAGGAUGUCUACACGCUCGACCAGAUCCUCGACGCGCCCAUGAUCCACGCGCCCCUGACCAAGCUCCAGUGCUGCCCGACCUCGGAUGGCGCCGCCGCCGCCGUCGUCGUCUCGCAGGCCUUCCUCGACGCCCGCCCCCACCUCAAGAGCCAGGCCGUGCUCAUCGCCGGCCAGUGCAUGGCCACCGACGCCCCCUCGCUCUUCUCCCGCAGCGCCAUCGACCUCAUGGGCUUCGAGAUGACCCAGCACGCCGUGCGCGUCGCCGCCGCCGAGGCCGGCAUCGACGUCGCCCGCGACGUCCAGGUCGUCGAGCUGCACGACUGCUUCUCCGCCAACGAGCUCAUCGUCCUUGACGCCCUCGGCCUCGCCAAGCCCGGCAAGGCGCACGAGCUUGUUCGCGCCGGCGAUAUUACGUAUGGCGGCCGCUACAUCGUCAACCCCUCUGGUGGCCUCAUCUCUAAAGGUCACCCCCUCGGCGCCACUGGGCAUCGCCCAGUGCGCCGAGCUCGUCUGGCACCUGCGCGGUUGGGCCAACAACCGCGCCGUCAAGGGCACGCGCGCCGCGCUGCAGCACAACCUCGGCCUCGGCGGUGCCGUCGUUGUAACCGUCUACAAGAGAGCCGACGGCGCCGAGGCCCCCGUCGCCGACGACAAGGCCGUUGGCAGGGCCAACGGCCUCGGCUACAACCCAGCCGUCGAGGCGAGGGGGUUCACCAAGGAGGAAGUCAAGAAGGUCAGGAGCAGAACGGCGAGCAGCGACUGGGCGCUGCAGGACACGCAGGCCAAGGUUGA